AUGGCCCACGCCCGAAUCUCCAUGUACCUGCCCCCUGACGUCAACCCCACCCAAGCUGCCAUUGCCUAUGGCUGCCGGGCCCUGCCCAAGCUGAAUGAGGAGCUGCAGUCGGAGGACCUCCAGACGAGGCAGAAAGCCCUCAUGGCACUGUGUGACCUCAUGCAUGACCCCGAACAUGUCUAUGAGGCCAUCAAGAUAGGCUGCCUGGAGAGCCUGAAGGCUCUGCUGAAGGAUGGUGACCACAUGGUGCGGAUCAAGACCACUGAGGUGUUCUACAUCAUGGCGACCCAUAAUGUGGGCAGGGAUGGCUUUCUAGAGCACGGUGUCAUCCUGGCCCUGUCCUUCCUGCUGAAUGACCCCCAGCCACUCUGCCGGGAGAACCUGCAUCUGGCCUACAAGCACCUGGCCCAGCUGCCCUCAGGGGCCCAGGGCAUCGUCAGCAGUGGCCUGAUCCCCUCGCUGGUGUGGAAGCUGCAGAGGGAAGAGGAGGAGAUUCAGCAGCUCAUUCUGGACACGCUGGCAUCCUGCCUGCAGGAGGACGCUGCCACUGAGGCGCUGGACAACCGAGUGGUGCCCUUCCUCAAGCAGAUGCUCCUCAGCUCCAACAAUGACAUCCGCAGCAAGGCUGCCCGCACCCUCAUGGCUGUCUGCAUCCCUCUUGAGGGCAAGAACCAGGUGUGGCAGUAUGACGUGAUCCCCAUCCUGGUGCACCUGCUGAAGGACAAGACCGAGGAGGUGCAGGCCAAUGCUGCUGGGGCCCUGAUGUACGCAACCAUGACCACUGAAGGAAAGUACGCGGCCCUGGAUGCCGAGGCCAUCACCCCACUGCUGGAACUGCUUUGCUCGUCCAUGAGCAAGGUGCGGCUUAAUGCAAUCAAGGCCCUCACCAUGCUGGCUGAGGCCCCUGAGGGCCGCCGCUACCUACAGGCCCAUGUGCCCACCUUCCGAGUCAGCGAGAAGGACAUCAACCAAGCCGUGCAGCGGGCAGCCCACAUCGCCAUCAAGGUCAUUGAGUGGAAGCCCUGA
Messenger RNA from Trichechus manatus latirostris (Florida manatee), 1026 nucleotides. RefSeq names its product radial spoke head 14 homolog (gene RSPH14). The transcript has 6 exons. The record is from RefSeq and is a predicted model, not a curated record. The coding region runs from base 1 to 1026 and encodes 341 amino acids. Gene Ontology annotation, molecular function: protein binding. NCBI's taxonomy places the organism in Eukaryota, Metazoa, Chordata, Mammalia, Sirenia, Trichechidae.